AUGGUGCCUGGUCAGUCACGGUCUCAAGGUUCGGGUAAAGGUGGCCUCAAGAAGGUCGAUCAUUCUCAGAUCAUCUCCAUCUGUGCACUAGCUACCAAAGAGCUUGGUAUACCGCCUGAUAACUGCCUACGCUGCGGGUUGCCUUCACAUCAGGCCAACUCAUGUCGUCAUACUCAAAUCUUCAAGCAGAAGGAGCGUUGUGACAGGUGUGGCCGACUCCGUACUGGUGGCGAGCACAAGUGCCAAUCCAAGAGUUUCAAGUGCGGUAGAUGCAAGCGCAAUGGUCAUUUGAGUGGUGUCUGCCGAAAGGUUAUCAACAAUGACAGUAUGACAUCCACUACUCAAGCCAAUAUGUCCACUGUUGCAACGGAGAUCUCUGACGGCUCUGAGCUAAAGAUCAUCCACAGCAGUGUCGCCUGUGCUUCAUCUCGUACAGCACUUCAUGAUAUCGUCGGUUCACUCCCUGCUGAUCCGGUGGUGAACCUUGUCGCUGGUCAUGAUGCUCCAAAGACUUAUUGUCCUAUCCAGGGACUCGUGGAUAGUG
This is a messenger RNA of Perkinsus marinus ATCC 50983, 544 nucleotides long. RefSeq lists its product as hypothetical. The annotation marks the transcript as partial. The record is from RefSeq and is a predicted model, not a curated record. The transcript has a single exon. Gene Ontology annotation, molecular function: zinc ion binding; nucleic acid binding. Lineage: Eukaryota; Perkinsozoa; Perkinsida; Perkinsidae.